Molecule: messenger RNA, 1125 nt
Organism: Coffea eugenioides
Lineage: Eukaryota; Viridiplantae; Streptophyta; Magnoliopsida; Gentianales; Rubiaceae
Product: acetylajmalan esterase-like
Exons: 5
Coding region: 1-1125 (374 amino acids)
Molecular function (GO): hydrolase activity, acting on ester bonds
Source: RefSeq, a predicted model, not a curated record
AUGGCUGUCAAGGGGGCCAUUGUUGUUUUCUUUGUUAUUGCAUCAGCAGCUUUGCUUUUUGUUUCUCCUCCACCAUCCGCUGACGCUCAUCCUCUGGCUUUCUGUCACUUUGAUCAAAUCUACCAACUCGGGGACUCCAUAUCAGACGCUGGGAAUUUGAUUCGGGAAUCUCCACUUGGAGCCUUUUUACCUUUCGCCCGAGCCCCCUACGGUCAGACCUUACUAACCCACGAAGCCACCGGCCGUUGCUCCGACGGGCUUCUUAUGAUCGACUACAUUGCGCUGGCAUCAGGUCUACCUCUUGUGAAUCCUAUCAAGGAUGCAAAGGCAAGUUUUAUGCACGGAGCAAACUUCGCGGUGGCCGGUGCUACAGCACUGUCAUCAGCUACUCUCGAUCGUCAUAAGAUUAGAAAUCCAGUGACCAAUAGUUCCCUCGACGUCCAACUGGAAUGGAUGAAAGAUCAUUUUCACGAAUUUUGCGGCAGCCAGAGACACUGUGAAACGAAGCUAAGAAACGCUCUCUUUAUGGUGGGUGAAAUCGGAGGCAACGAUUAUAAUUAUGCAUUCUUUAGCAACAAACGCAAAGUUGAAAUUCUAGACUUCGUACCUCAGGUUGUUGCCUCAAUCAAGAAAGCUGUUGAGAGGGUCAUUAGUUUUGGAGCAAGGAGAAUAGUGGUUCCUGGGAACUUUCCAAUUGGGUGUCUGCCAGUUUAUCUCACAGGCUUCAACACAGACAAUCCAGACGACUAUGACGAGAAUCAUUGCUUGAAGGGAUUAAACAGCUUUGCCACACUCCAUAAUAGUCUGCUGAAGAGGGCAAUUUCAGAACUGCAAAAGGAGAACCCACAGGUAACAAUUGCAUACGGGGACUAUUACGGUGCAUUUCAACAUCUUCUCCAGAUAGCUAAAUCUAGAGGUUUUGAGCUACAAAGAGCUUGCUGUGGAGGAGGAGGGGAGUACAACUUCAAUCAGACGAGAAUGUGUGGAUAUCCAGGGGCUACAGCUUGCCCUGAUCCCUACAGAUACGUCAGCUGGGAUGGAAUUCAUAUGACUCAAGAGGCUUACCACAUAAUGGUGGAUUGGUUAGUUGCUGAUUUUCUCUGGAAGCUCCAUUGCCACCGUUGA